This is a messenger RNA of Drosophila serrata, 2423 nucleotides long. RefSeq lists its product as uncharacterized. NCBI's taxonomy places the organism in Eukaryota, Metazoa, Arthropoda, Insecta, Diptera, Drosophilidae. The record is from RefSeq and is a predicted model, not a curated record.
UCGAAUAACCGCAGUUGAUCUACAACAAAUUAAAAACAAGCAUAAUUACAUUUCCUCUUAAAGCAAUACACUAAAGAUCUUCGAUGCAGGAAGACUUUGAACAGGACCAGUGGUCAAUCGGGGACGACUCACUGUUCCAGGCUUGCGGACUGAUUGUGGCUGCGGCGCACGCCGGCAAGUCGAUAUUCAUAACCUGGAAUCAGUACUAUUUGCUUAACUUUCGUUUUAAGAAGCCGAAAGCGGACAGCAGUCGCGUCAAAAUGACCAAGGUGCGAAUACCACUGCCCUCGAGGACGAGUGGCAAGUACCUGAGGAGCGUGCACACGCUGAAGUUCAACACGAUGCUCCUAAUGUCCGACGGCGGGAUCUACUGCUUUGGCUCCUUCAAGGCUCUGCAUGCCAUCCAAUGGCUUAGUGGUGUACGAUGCUUUGCCAUAGUAGGCAAUGGAUUCAGCGUUAUAAGGGAGCAGGAGCACCGUCUACUGCUGCAAACCUAUCUCGACCUUCCCGGAUUGGAGAAGGGCGAAAGCACGCUACAGCACACGUUCGACAUUACGUACGACGAGCAGAACAUAUUCCAAUGCGAUUGGCAGCAUGACGAGUACACACUGACCACUCUAAUGGUAUCCAGCGAGAAGGAGGAACAGUUCACGCAGCGCCUGUUUGGGGUCACAGCUGCCCAGCAGGAGUACGUCCACAUUUUCAGCAUAGGCGGGCAUGUGUUUGCCCUGUGCAAAACCGAGCCUCGUGAAGAUGGAGCAGAGAGCUCAUACCACAUCGAGCUGCUUUGCGUGUACGCUGCAAUAGUAAAGUUCAUUCGCAUCCUGCCCGACCAGAACCUUUGUUUGGUGUUCCUCAGUAAUGGCAGCGUAGACAUGUGGUACGUUUCCUGUUUGCUUGACAUCAAGCAGCGUCAGAUGCAUCACACCGGCGCCGAGUGGCUGGACUAUGAUGCAACCAGUCAGAAAGGCGACUUCUACUACACCGACGGCCUGCAGCUGGUGCGACUAAGAUUCAAGUACAACGACCAGCUGGACGAGUGCUAUGUCCACACCAUGGUCAAGCCAGUGCCCGGCAUACAGUGCUGCACUUUUCUGGAGCACAGCGAGCAAUUGGUUUGCCUCAGCGACAAUAAUAUAUUCUAUCGCAUAGGCUUCGAGGCAACCGAUCAUAACAAUGACUCCCCAAUGGUCGACUUCACAGCCGAGUCCAUUGAACGGAUACAGCACAAUGCCCAAGCCCUAGAAGCGUAUAAACGACAGCCAGCUAUUCUCCAGGAGGCACUACAGAAGGAGUACGAGAAUCAGCAACUGAUUGCUGUGGGUAGAAAUCGUUUCGACGACAGCCUUCAGGCAUCCCUCGAAUUCCAUCGUCGAAUUCCCAGCUACGAGGACGACAAUGUGCUGUUAUUGGAAGCUCAACCUGAGGAGGCGACUCUUAAGGCAGGCAGCCUUUAUGCCGUGCUGAACCUCACGGUCAUCAAUAGCCAACCUCUACAGCAUAGUAAUAACUGGCAGCUUUUGAUUUGUUUUGACCGCAAGAUACAUGGCUUUCUGUUGCCCACGAACACGCUCUUGAACAGAAGAUGUCGCAUUGUGGUGCCGCUGAGGAAGCUAAAGAACGAGUUUUUACCUAGAUUUAACAUCAAAUUGGUGGCUUUUAUUGAGAUCAGUAACAUGAUAAGUGCGGUGCUUCUUCCUGUAGCGGUGACCAAGAGUGCAGCCACCUAUCGUUCUCUUUUCAGUUCCAAUCGAUCGUUUGUGGAUUUUCGCUCGUAUGAUCUGCAAAAAUUCACGGCCAAGGUAUCACCAAGUGUAAUUCAGCAUACAAUUCAUUUCGGCAACAGCUUAACUCUACCUCAAAUGGCUUGUCUCUUUAAUGCCUCUGAAAAGAAACCCGACAGUUUAUUAGAGUUGUACUUUCUGGAUGACGCCAAGUUGCGACUCCAAGGGACUUCAAAUGAUUCAAUGGGAACUUUAGAAAGCGAAGACGCGUCCGCAAUUUAUUAUUUUAAGCAGCACUUAGUUCUUAAUGGGGAUACGCGGGACCCAGAACCCAUAUCCUUGGAUCAAGUAUUGAAAUUCCAUUGUGAAACACAGCGAUUGAACAGCAGUAAGCAAAAUGAAAAUAUAGUAGAGUCUGGGGAAAAUGUCAUUAUGCGUUUAGAGUCCAAAUAUAGAGCAUUAAGAAGUUUAAUUUUUUAAAAGAUUCCUUACAUAUAAAAAGAUAUAUUCCUUAAUACAUUUUCUUCAAUGGAUCGUUAGAAGGUAACGUUAUAUUAAGGCAUUAUGAAUAAUUAUAGAGCUUAUACUUUAUUAAGGUACAAGCAUUCCUUAAUACAUUUUCUUCAAUGGAUCGUUAGAAGGUAACUUUAUAUUAAGGCAAUCUGAAUAAUUAUAGAGCUUAUACUUUAUUAAGGUACA